Balaenoptera acutorostrata (minke whale) is the source of this 3013-nucleotide messenger RNA. RefSeq names its product zinc finger protein 174 (gene ZNF174). Bases 11 to 721 code for a protein of 236 amino acids. Lineage: Eukaryota; Metazoa; Chordata; Mammalia; Artiodactyla; Balaenopteridae. The record is from RefSeq and is a predicted model, not a curated record. The transcript is spliced from 3 exons.
GAGCCCCAAAAUGGCGGCUAAGAUGGAGAUAACUUUGAGCUCGCAGUCCCACAUUCAGGCUUCCUCCAAGCAAGAGAGACAUAUAAUAGCAAAGCUAGAAGAAAAACGGGAGCCCGCUCUGCAAAAAGACUGGCCCGAUCCUGAGCUCUCCCGCCAGAGUUUUAGACGGUUUUGUUAUCAAGAGGUGUCUGGACCCCAAGAGGCGCUCUCCCGUCUCCGGCAGCUCUGCCGUCAGUGGCUGCAGCCUGAGGUGCACACCAAGGAGCAGAUUUUGGAGCUGCUGGUGCUGGAGCAGUUUCUGAACAUCCUGCCUCCGGAGAUCCAGGCUCGGGCCAGGCAUCAAUGUCCAGUGAGCAGCAAGGAGAUUGUGACCCUGGUGGAAGAUUUUUACAGAGCAGCCAAGGGACCAAAGCAGUGGGUGGCUGUUUGUAUGGAGGGCCAGAAGGUGCUCUUGGAGAAAACUGGAUCCCAGCUUGGAGAACAGGAACUGCCAGACUUUCAACUGCAAACUCCUAGCAGAUAUCCCAGGGAGAGCUCUCUGGAGGAGACGUCCCAGGCAGGAUCUCAGGAUCAGCGGAGCCCCCGUCAUUGGGAAAAAUCCCUGCUCCUCCAGGACCCAACCCCCAAAUUGGCUGAGACAGAGCUACUUAUAGUGAAGACAAAUCCAAAUAUGACCACUGAUGAACUUCCAUUCAAGCUGUGGCUGAGUUUCGUCACUUAAAAUGGUCCCACGUUUAGAAGGGACCUAAACAAGAUUCUGCUAAUUAGAGAAAAAAGCUCCUCUCCGUUUUAUUUUCUGCCUCUUUCUCCUCCUGUGACAUUGUCUGUGUCCAUUUCUUUAUCUUUCUCUGGUACAAUGCCAGUAUAAUUGCUGGCCCUGCUCUACACAGUCCUGUGGUCUCUCUGACUGAAUGAAAGUGACACUUUGGCCAGUCUUGGUGAUGUGAAUACAGGAUAUGGUCAACAGAUUAGAGAAGAAGGUUACAAGAAAGCUAGAUUCCUUAAGAUUUGCUACAUUCAACGAAACACUUUGAUUUCAUUAUUCUCAAAGCUCAUGAAUGGAGAAGACCUAGGGCAUCCAGCAGGAAAGCACUGUGGCCCUGGCUGAGGUCCCACCCCAUAACCUACGGCCUUCAUGGUCCUAAAGAAAGUGGACCACACGUACUCCCUUCUUCUGCCUCAGCAGAGGCAGCUGGGUGUGCAUGCUGUCUCCAUUUCCUUUUAUUUGAUUCCAGAGAGGGUGGAGUCUCAUGCUCAAGGUUCAUCCAUGUUGUAGCAUGUGUCAGUACUUCAUUCCUUUUUAUGGCUGAAUAAUAUUCCACUCUGUGGACAUUUCGUCUGUUUAUCAGUUGAUGGACACUUGGGUUGUUUCCACUUGUUGGCUAUUAUGAAUAAUGCUGCUGUUAACAGUUGUGUACAAGUUUUCGUGUGGGUGUCUAUUUUCAUUUCUCUUGGGUGUACACCCAGGAGUGGAAAUGCUGGGUACUAUGGUAACCCACCGUUUAACCUUUUGAGGUUGGACUUUUCCAAAGUGGCUGCGCCAUUUUACAUCCAGUAGUCUAUGAGGAUUCCAAUUUCUCUACAUCCCUGUUGACAGUUGUUAUUUUUUGUCCUUUUUAUUGCAUCCAUCCUAUUAGGCAUGAAGUGGUAUCUCAUGGAGGUUUUGAGUUAUUUCCCUAAUGACUGAUGAUGUUGAGCAUAUUUUCAUGUGCCUAUUGGCCAAUUGUGUAUCUUCUUUGUAGAAAUGUCUAUUCAGAUCCUUUGCUCAUUUUUUUUUAAUUUAUUUAUUUAUUUAUUUUUGGCUGUGUUGGGUCUUCAUUGCUGUGCACGGGCUUUCUCUAGUUGCAGUGAGCGGGGGGUACUCUUCGUUGUAGUGUCCGGGCUUCUCAUUGCUGUGGCUUCUCUUGUUGCGGAGCACGGGCUCUAGGCAUGCAGGCUUCAGUAGUUGUGGCUCGCGGGCUUAGUUGCUCCGCGGCAUGUGGGAUCUUCCUGGACCAGGGCUCAAACCCGUGUCCCCUGCAUUGGCAGGUGGAUUCUUAACCACUGCACCACCAGGGAAGUCCCCUUUGCUCAUUUUUAAACUGGGUUGGUCUUUUUAUUGUUAUAAGAGUUCUUUGUAUAAUCUGGAUACUAGACCCUUAUGUAUAAUUUGCAAAUAUUUUCUCCCAUUAUGUGGGUUAUCUUUUCACUUCCUUGAUAGUAUCCUUUGAAGCACAAAUGUUUUGGAUGUUGAGGACGUCCAAUUUAUCUUUUUGUUUGCUUGUGCUUUUGGUAACGUAUCGAAAAUACUAUUGCCUAAUCCACCAUCACAAAGGUUUACACCUUUGUUCUGUUCAAAGAGAGAUAGGUUUAGCUCUCACAUUUAGGUCUUUGAUCCAUUUUGAGUUAAUUUUUGUAUGUGUUGUGAGUCGGGGUCCAACUUCAUUCUUUUGUAUGUAGAAAUCCAGUUGUUCCAGCACCACUUGUUGAAAAGACUAUUCUUUACUCCAUUGAAUUAUCAUGACAACCUUGUUGAAGAGCAGUUGACCAUAAUUGUGUGGGCUGCUUUUUAAAUCUGAAUUUAAAUUAAAGUUAAAUAAAAUUAAAAAUUCAGUUUCUCAGUCACACAAGCCACAUUUCAAGUACUCAGUAGCCACAUGUGGCUAGUGGCUGCCAUAUUGAAUAGAUCUUCCACAUGGCAGGAAUCCUGUUGGAUAAUAGCACUGUUGUGGAGUUUCUGUAAUUAGGGUGCAUGUCUGGCCCAUAUCCCAAUUUCCAAUCACAUAUGCUAUCUAUCAACUUCAUAAUGGAAGAAAAUACCACACUCACUGGAUUUACCAUUAUUUGAAGAGAGAGUGGUGGUCAGUGUCCAUGUAAGUGAGGGUAUAUUUGCUAUGUCGAAAUUUCUGAUGGGUUUGCUUUUUCCUAUUUCUCCUUUCUUAAACCUUUCCCCAAAGGUAGGAAGGAGGGAGGGGUUGGAGAACUUGUUUCCUAACUUUAGUAUACAUCAGAAUCACCCCAGCUUCCCCCUGCU